Diprion similis is the source of this 4721-nucleotide messenger RNA. It is a transcript of the gene IntS3, whose product is annotated as integrator complex subunit 3. Gene Ontology annotation, cellular component: cytoplasm. Lineage: Eukaryota; Metazoa; Arthropoda; Insecta; Hymenoptera; Diprionidae. The record is from RefSeq and is a predicted model, not a curated record. The transcript is spliced from 11 exons. Bases 16 to 3408 code for a protein of 1130 amino acids.
AAACGGAGUGUAUCAAUGCGCAAUCGCAUCGAAACGUUUCACGACUCCCGAGGACGAGGAAUAAACAGACACGAUGCUCGGAGGAAACGGCAGGCAGGCAGGGCAGGCCUCGCGCGUGGAAGACCUUUGAGCGAGUGCUCGCGCACGGAAAGGCCAACGAUGGACCAAACGAAAGCGACCGCCUCUAGGCUCUUCUACACCUCAUGCAUCGAGAACAAGGACGACUUGGAAGAGAAGUUCGAGCGCUGCUACACAAUUUUGCAAAACCUAAUUUCGGGACUCUCCGAGAAAGAAGCCCACGAUAGCCUGAAUAAUGCAGUGUGCAAGGAUAAGACUCACGAAGAAGUGUCUUUGGGACUCUUAGUAGUUAUUCUGACCGAGCCACCCAACGCAGCAAAAAGUUAUCGUGACUUGACCCUUAUUACGAGAGAUGGUUUAGCCAUUGUAUUAGGUCACCUCAACCAAUUAGUACUGGAACGAUAUUUACGCCUUCACGAUACAGCAAGAAGUCAGUUGUUAUGGCUUCUCAGGGAAAUGAUAAGAACAAGUGUCACAAAUGUCGACAACCUUUGUUCGAGUUUAUUGAGGCAUGCUGCUGGCGGAGAUACGUCAGUGAGAAAUCUAUUUCUGGUCGAUGCUCUCUUGGACAUAUUUCAAGAGAACCGACCGUGGCUAGAUAAAUUCCCAUUCUUGGUUGCCUCAAUUGUCUAUACUUAUCUACGUUUAAUCGAGGACCACACUGCUCCACAUUUAGCUACUCUUAGGCAGAAGGAAGUCUCGUUUAUGGUAUCUUUGAUCAGAGAAAGGUGUGCCGACUGUUUAGUGAUUGGCAGAGAUUUGGUUCGACUGUUACAAAAUGUUGCAAGAAUACCCGAGAUUGAAGCUCUCUGGAAAGACCUGUUGCUGAAUCCAAAGUCCUUAUGUCCAAACUUCAUCGGUGUAUUGCAACUUCUACAAACAAGAACGUCUAGAAGGUUUUUACAGUCGAGAUUGACACCUGACAUGGAGAGGAAGCUGGUAUUCUUAACGAGUCAAGUGCGUUUUGGCAACCAUAAGCGGUAUCAAGAUUGGUUCCAACGACAAUACUUGGCCACCCCAGAGUCUCAAUCUCUCAGAUGCGACCUCAUUAGAUUUAUAGUUGGUGUUAUUCAUCCAACGAAUGAACUCUUGUGCUCGGAUAUUAUUCCAAGGUGGGCAGUGAUCGGUUGGCUAUUCACCACCUGCACAUCCACCGUCGCCGCAAGUAAUGCCAAAUUGGCAUUAUUCUACGAUUGGCUAUUUUUUGAACCUGAAAAAGAUAAUAUAAUGAACAUAGAACCAGCUAUUCUAGUGAUGCACAAUUCCAUGAGAUCACAUCCUGCUGUCACUGCCACUUUGUUAGAUUUUUUGUGCAGGAUAAUUCCAAAUUUCUACCCAGCGUUGACUGAGAAAGUUAGAAGUGGUAUUUUCUCCUCACUCAGGCAGAUUUUAGAGAAGCGUGUGCUGCCUAGCCUGUAUCCAUUAUUUGACAGCCCGAAACUAGACAGAGAAUUGAGAACUAAGAUACGGGAAACUUUCAAAGAAUUUUGUCUACCGCCCAAUACUGAUCCAGGCAAUAAGCUUCCAAUCCCCAUGUAUUCAGGUAAAAUGGAAGAACUUAAUAAGGAUCUUGGUCCUGGGCUGAUGCUGGAAGGACCUGGAAAUACAUUGGAUAACAAUCAUGUGGGACAAGAUGAGCCAGCUUUUAGUGACGAGGAAGAAGAAAUGCCAUUACAGAUAAUUACAAAAAUUGAGGAGGAAGAAGAUGAGGAUGACAUGCCACUUGCCAAAGUGAAACUAAAAAAUGACCAAAGGAAUGCCAAUUGCGUCGUUAAAAAAGAAGAGAAGGAAGUAGUACCGCAGUUGAGUUUUAUGUUGGAACCUCCAGAACUGGGAGUAGCGGUUGAAAGUUUACAUCUUGAACCUGAUAAUGAGGCUAAGUGCCAAGCUAUGGAGAGGAUAGUUCAAUUAGUCAUAGAAGACGAAAUCGAAUCGGAAACGUUACCUGCGUUAGCAUCAGCGAUAUCUACAGUUCUAUUUUUACAAACGACAUCGCAGAUAUUUCCUGCAGAUAAUCUAAAUGACGAGAGUUUGGCAGAUAGUAUAAGCACGCCGUUAUUUGUCAUGUACAGAAACCAAUUUCAGUUGUGUAAAGAAGAAGACAAGCGUAGAAAACUCUUAUCUAGAGUUUUGGCAGAAGUUCAAGUUAUCCAGCCAAGAACUGGAUACUUACUUUUGUAUUUUCUCAAAGUGUGGGGAAGAGAAGAAGAGAAGAGAGAAGGCGAGCCUAGUAACGAGUUGAACGACGUUAAGGCGUUAGUGUAUAAGGAUUUUUGCUCAGAACGAGAAAAGAAAUUAGAAGCAUGUCUUUUGGCGGAUUUAAAGCUUUGCCACGAAGACGACAUACACUUACUCUGUUACUUAAUCCCUGAUGUUUACAUGGGAUUUCAAAAUGUGGCUGUCGGAAACGUACACCUAUUACAACUAGUGGUAUCAACUGUUGAUGCCAGUCAAUUGCAGGACUUAAUUUGUCAGAUAAUGCAAGGUCACUUGAGAAUGCUCAAAAAGGAAUCAUUUACCACCAUUCUCACGGCUAGUCUACAUUGGGAAACGUUUGAGCAAUAUUGCUUCUGGCAGCUUAUUGCUGCACACGACUUUUCCAUAGAGUCUGUGUUACCUAUAUUGCCAAAACUCGAAUUUCGAAACCAUGCAGAAGCGUUAACGUCAAUUCUUUUCAUGCUAAAGCAAGAAAAACCCACAAUGGAGCUAUUACGACAGCUUUUUUGCCGGCACAGCGUUGACGGUGAUAUGUUUGUGGUAGCUGCAUUACGCUACUGGUGUCGCGAAUACGAAGACAAAUUGGGCGAAUUAGUAGCAAAUUUAUUGAGUACACGCUAUCCUGCGACUAGCCCUAAUAAGCGGAAGCGGACAACAGCUAAGCAUGCGCAACAGUCAGGACCCCCAACAGGAGAACAAGUACUAGGACACCUCGACCAACUCAGACAGCACUGUCUAUCGUCAACUGAAUUGGAAUUUUAUCAGUUAGAUGGAAUGCAGAGAGCACUGCAGCAGGCACAAGCUUCGAGCAGUGAUUCUUUACGUAAAAGUUUUGGGGAUCUCUUUGCGCUAGCUGAAGUUAAUGAAGAAAAUGAACCACCCCCACCUCCACCAAGGAAACAUGCUGCCAACACAGGCAGCGGCGGUGGAGGAAAAGGAGGUCAUAGAAAAGCUGGUGCCAGUACAAGAGAAAGACCUGCUGCCAAACGUCCGCCGCCCCGAGAUAGGACUACAGAAAGUAGCGAUCAGAGUAGUGAAGAAGAAGAAAUCAUCAAACCAAAGCAAGCGAAAAAAAGAAAAAAGAUAAACCCUGUUGGCUCUGAUAGCGACUGACCACCCAGUGUCUUCAUGCGUCAUAUGGACCACGUGCGCGUGUGUGCAGCAAGUUAAUCCAGUUUUAAGAGUAGUAAGAUAAUAUAAUAUGCUAUACAUAAUAGAGUAAGCAAUCUGUAAAUAAACGAUUCGCCAAAAGUCCAACAGUCCUGAGAUAUCUAUGACAAACAUUUUGCAAUCUCUGAGAAAAAUUUUCAUGCUUGCUAAGCUGUAAUUUAUUUUUCAUUACUUUUCAUCGGUUCAACCGUUACAGUUUUAUCCAUAAAAGAAGUUCGAAUCAGUCUACGGCUUUGUAAAAUUUAAAUUAAACUUCAUUUUCAUGAAAAUGCAAUGCAGAAAGGAUGUACUUUGUUUUACGGAGACUUUUAUCGGCAUAACUUAGUUGCUAUUUCGAUUCGUUACUCAUAUUUACGCAGAGAUUAAGGACACGCGUUAAUAUUAGGUAUUUUGUUAUGCGAAAUAAUGUAUGUCGAGUAUAUAUGAGGCCAACAAAUGUUUAUCUUAUUUUAUUGUCAUUUUUGUAAAUAAAAUUUAAGUAAAUUGGUUAACUUUUAUUACUUGAUGAAAAUCAGCUACUCGGAUGGACGCUCAUACUUGAUUCAUUAGCAAAAAAUCGACGUAUGAGUAGAAGGAAUAGACAAUUCAAUGACCAAAAUGUAUUUCAUUUACGCCCGUUGUAGCACAAUAUUUGAUAUAAGGCUAAAGUGUAAAUGACCUGAGAGAUGCGAGAACCAUUUAUUACCAGCUAUGUACAUUUCCUGUAAAAUCAGUUAGAUAGUCUAAGCAACCACGCUGAAUUAUGUAUUUCGGAAUUUGUACAUAAUAAUGAGAGUAUGGAUUUCAUCGUCGAUUUUCAUACUCAAUUUAUAUUCGUAUCAGCAUAUUCAUUUUUUUAAAUGAAAACUGGAAUAUGAUAUUACCCGUAGACGAAAUUCAUAACUAGGCAAAUGAUGAAGGGCCGUAGUUUCAACGUUGUUACCAGAUAAAUUUUUUUACUGUAAAUAAAUAACAAAAUUCGUGAAAGGUUUUAAGCAACAAAGAAUUUAUGAAAAAGUGGAAAACAUAAAUUGUAAACAUUCUGAUGUUUUUCAACGAUCUUGUACACACGGAAACAUGUAAAUGUAAAUACAUAGAUUAUCGUAAUACAAAACAACCAGUUUUAUUGUUACAUACAUUUAGAAUUGCCUAUUAUAUUACUAAACUAAGAUCUAGUAUCGGAGUCCUACUAAUGAUGUUAUGGAUCACAAUAAGACAAUUUUUAACUGUCAGCAUAGAAAAAUACAUAUACAGGUAAUUUCAUUUGUUUUUUACAC